AUGAUCGUUUCUAUCAUCGAACCAAUAUCAAAAAUGCUCAAAAACUUCGUCACAAAGCGCCCCGAAAUUCGGAAUUUGACACUCUUCCACAGCAACGAAAGUUCCGGGGAUCUCUCCCCCAAGUCUCCAAGAAGCGCAAACGCACCCGGCUCACCAAGAGGUGGGUGGGCUUCGAAAAGACCAAAAACAAUACAAAGUUUGACCCCAAGGUUCUCAUUAACUGCACGUAAGCCAGAAAUGUUAUCACCACGUAUUGAACCAAUCAAAAUAUCAGAUAACAUUUCGAUGUCUUCGUGUUAUCAGGAUGUCCUCCAGAACUUAUUAGAGCUUGGAGAUGCUUUCACGUGGUUUUCGAAGGCUCAGGAGUACUUCUUCAAUUGGUUUAGAACAGUAUUGAAAGACACUGAACAAUCGAAGAGAAGCUUUGAGUUGUAUGUCCAGAGCGAUAUGAAAAAGAUCACAUUCGCCAUCACGGGGAGGGUGAAAGAUGUAUUAAAUGGGUUACUCGAGUACUGUUACGCAGAAGAACUUCCACAAAAUGAAAUCGAACUUAUCAAGGAGUUGGGUGGAAUGAGUACAACACAGACUGCAAUGACUUGGAUGGAUGUCACCGAUCAAAAUGCGGUUGACUGGGGUUGGCAAAUACUCGAGUGUUCCAAACUUGCGGUGCGGAAUGCCAGUUUGAAUAAAAAAGAGGAGCAACAAACAGUUCUAGAAUGGGUCACAAAAACACGACAAAAGACGGUGGAUUUGGGACGUAACACUCGCGUCUUAUUCCCAGUCUCCACAAUUUCUUCAAAAGUCGAUAAAGACAACAGAGAUGUUCUCCAUGAAAUUUUCGAUUUGUGUGGCGAAAACUUACCAAUGAAAAUUGUGAAUGCUUCAGUGGGUGGAUGUUCUGACUGUUACGGCCGAAUCACUUUAAAUGAAGAAAUGGCAAUUGAAGCUUCUGCUGUGAUGCUCAAUGUUAAUCAAGACUUAAUGGAUGCAAUUUGUUCAUCGUAUCCAAUUGGCGCACUCAAUACCAAAAGAAUCGAGAGUCUACAAUCAAGGUUCGGUCAAAUCCAAGACGUUAUCUUCCAAAGUCUUGGCCAUGAAACGCUUGUUGGCUCUAAAAUACAAGGGCUCUAUGAAGAAGGAAAUACUUUGCACUUCGGAUUUAGUCUUGGAAAGUAUUGA
Messenger RNA from Entamoeba invadens IP1, 1179 nucleotides. RefSeq lists its product as hypothetical. The transcript has a single exon. The record is from RefSeq and is a predicted model, not a curated record. The coding region runs from base 1 to 1179 and encodes 392 amino acids. Lineage: Eukaryota; Evosea; Mastigamoebida; Endamoebidae.